GCCCUGCACACCUUGAUCAUGAUGCGACGACGCGUGCCUGUCGGCAGCGUGCUGCUGGUAGUAUGCGUGGCGGUGGGUGGUGGCGGCGAUAGCGGCAGCGGUGACGGGCAUCGUACCGUAGUCACGGGGUUCUCGGCCCCUCCUCAACCUUCAACCGCGGCGUGGGGACGACAACAGUCAAGGACACGUGCAACCAGCGCCACAGGCACCGCAACAAUGCAGUGUGGACUGGCAGCAGCUUCCACCCGGCGGCAUCGGCGGAGACACCGCUGUGGUUCUUUUGCUGCUGGCGGGCUCGGUUGCGGCGAUGGCGAAGCGCAAGCGAAAACAAGCUCAGCAGCAGAGGUUUCUGCUGCGGUGGUACCUGGCGUUCUCCGACGAAUGUCACCAUCUCGACGUUCAACAGCAGCAGCAGCGGUGGCACCACUUGGUGCCCGCCCGCCCACUACGGAGGAGAUGGACGCGGAGUGGGAGGGGAUCCUCUCUGGCGAUGACGAGCAAGAGGAUGUGGAUGAAGGCGACGAAGACGAUGAUGCGACCGCGAUGCUCAGCGACGAAGAGCUGCUUGCGACGGACGCCAGCGUGGGCGGCCUGUUGGGCGACGAGGGGGAGGAGGAGCAGGACGAGCAGGAGGAAGAGGGUGUUGGGCGGGGCCGAGGGCGGAAGCCGCGCGUCUGGUACGACAGCUACAAGGCGCGCAUGAAGGCAGAGAAAGCGAAGGAGGCCGCCUGGCAGGAGAAGCGGAAGACUUUCUCGAAGGCGCACAACGACUACCUGGACGAGGCUCAGCGCAACAGGGAGAUCGCGGCCGCAAGGCGGGAGAAGUACACGAAGAAGUUCUACCGCGACAAGAAGAUCUACGACAUCGUUAAGGAGAGGGGCAGGAAGGCGGUCAGGGAGGCGACCUGGGCCACUAGGUGGCCGCGACAGGUCACUCGGAAGCUGGAGGACCUUCAAGAGGGCGAAUGGAUCACGGGCAAGGUCCGCAACGUCGAGAGCUACGGGGCGUGGGUGGACGUGAACGCCGAGCGGGACGGCCUUCUGCACGUGAAGGACAUGGGAGAGACUUUCACGCCCUCCGCAGGGGAGGUGGUGGCCACGAAGGACAUCAUCCAAGUCAGGGUGAAGUUCGUCGACCCUGUCACCGGCAAGCUUGGCCUUUCUCUGGUGGAGGACGGGCCACGAGAAGGGGACUUGCCGCUGCCCCCUCCCCGCCCGCCGAUAUCGGUGGCCGACGUGUCGCGCGGCGCGGAGCUGUGGGGCUACGUAGAACGCGUGACAAACAUGGGCGCGUACGUGAAUGUUGGGGCGGAGGUGCCCGGUUUCCUGCUCCUGAAGGAGAUACCCGGCAGGCCUAAGGGGCUGAGCGCGCCGCAGGUGCUCCGCAGGAACAAGCGUCUCCGCGUGUACGCCCGGGAGGUAGACCGCGAGGGGCUCCGCAUAAAGCUCACCUGCAAGCGGCCUCGGAGCCUGCCCCGCUGCGGCCCGGCCGCCGCCGCCCUGGCCAGCGACGCCGACGCGGAGGAGUUUGACUACGACGAUACCGCGCGGGUCCGCUACUCCGAGGACGACGGCUGGGACAGGGACAACGAAUACGACGACGAGAUGGAGGUGGAAGACGGAAUGAACGAGUUUGGUGAUGACAAUGACGAGUUCGAUGACGACGAGGGAGAAGAGUGGUUCUACCCCGAGCGGGGGCAGGUUAUUCCAGCGCCCGCAGUUGACCUUGCCCCGCGGCAUUAGGGGCAGGCCGCAGGCGGCGGAUGGGGACGUGUCGACGAUCAUUGGCAGGAGAGGUGUGGUUGGCAACGACUGCGGCGGCGGUGGCUUUGGGAUGUGGUUUAUUGGGAGUUUUGGAGUCGGUACGGGAGAGAUAUGUGUGGAGCAUGUAGGACGUUUCAUGCCGUGUUGGCCUUUUCCUCCCGUAAGCGGUUGUUCGUUCUUGGAGAGAGCGCCGCCAGAGAACUAGGGGUGUGUCACCUACAUUUGUGUUGACUGCAGCUAGAGCUUCUUGCCCUUUGAAAGGGCAGCUUGGAGAGACGCUCUUUGACGAUGUUUGGUUGCCUGUUGAUCCGGAGACACGUGCUGUUUUGUUGGGCGUUGUUCGUGCGCGGUAUCUAAUUUGGAUCUUGUUUCGUGAGCCGACCGGCUGUUUGGGAUCCUGGGUGUAACAGGAACAAGAAAUACUCAAGAGGAUCGGGCUUCCCAUCAAUGUCGCCACUUUUUGCCACAUUCGGUGCCGCGUCCGGCGCAAGCACACUCGAACCAAGCAGAAACAAUAAAGUAGCACAGCAUCGGACCGUAGUUGACUACACGAAAGCUUUCUUGGCGAGUACUAUGUUCUCGCCAUCCGGUUUGGACAGGGUGAAUUUUUGUUUGCCGGAAGUCAUCUGCAACAGCGUGAUUGUGAGCGGCACACGCUGCGAAGUCGACACAGGAUGAUCGGGGGAGUUUCGCAUGUGGCGAGAAGCGUUCGUUUGGUCAGUCGGCCGUAGGAUCAAAAACAAUUCCUACUGGAGAGCCGGGCUGCCAUAUCUUUCGACAGUGUAUGUGGUCUUGGAGCCCGCGGGUCCGAUUCAGGAAUUUUCGGAGAAUAAGUGCACCACGUCCUGCGUUCCUGCCGUGAAUUCGCGGGAGGAGAAAAGCCGCCGGGAGUCACACGUAAGUCACACUUUGGGUAUGGCGAUUUUUGGUUGGUUGACUUUCUUUUGGCACAUUCCAGAC
Molecule: messenger RNA, 2724 nt
Organism: Ectocarpus sp. CCAP 1310/34
Lineage: Eukaryota; Phaeophyceae; Ectocarpales; Ectocarpaceae
Source: the annotation of a GenBank genome assembly